UCUCUGCAGGUAACUGAGCGAGAACCUGCAUCGAGCUGUCAUGGGGAGUGGAAUGAGCAAGGUGGUUAAAGGUCUCUACCUUGGGAACAUCCGGGAUUCUGAGGACAAGGAAAAUUUGGCCAGGAACGGGGUCACCCACAUCCUGUCUGUGCAUAACAACGCCAAGCCUGUGCUGGAGGACGUGACGUACCUCUGCAUCUCGGCGUCGGAUUCGUCCGCUCAGAACCUGAUACAGCAUUUUAAGGAGUGCAUCAAAUUUAUUCACGAAUGCCGGCUGCAUGGGGGAGGCUGCCUCAUUCACUGCUUGGCUGGGGUUUCCCGCAGCACCACCAUCCUGGUGGCGUACCUCAUGACCGUGACGGAGCUCAGCUGGGAAGAGUGCCUGGCGGCCACCAGAGCAGUCCGCUCCUACGUGAGCCCCAACUUCGGCUUCCAGCAGCAGCUGCAGGAGUACGAGAGGACACUGCUCAAGGAGUACCGAGCCUGGAUUCGAUGCGAGUAUGGCAGGAACCCGUUUAAUGACCAAGAGGAGCUUCGGCGCUUGCUUGUGCAGCAGGAAGAGAAGCAGAGAUCACAGAGAACAGUUGAUUAUUGGAUCAAUGCUCCAGAACCGACGUACUCCCUGCCUUACAAUGCCUAUGGGACCAGCAGAAACAGGUGGAUGAAUAGAUAAGAAAAGACUGGCUACGACAUUAUCCCUGUUGGGCUGGAAGACUCUGUGUUGGUCUUUGUGUGAGGAAUUGCUUUGAUAUUUGUGUGUAGGGCGGAGAGCUAGCUGAAUGCCACCUGCUCAGCCGGGCUGCUGGGAUCUAGCUAUAAAAGCAGAGGAUGGAGGUCAGCAUUUCGGGGUUCUGCUCCCAGCUCUGCCACUGCCUCAGUGUGUGACCCCAGGCAAAUCCCUUUCUCCUUCCGUGCCUCUGCUCACCCAUGUACAAAAGCUCUCGGGGCGUGGAGAGACGUCACGAAUUACCAGCAGCAAAGGUGCUUUGGAGGAACAAAGCUGUGGAAGCAAACAUCUUGAUAUUAGUGGACUGGCCCUUUGGUCAUGAAUCUUUUAGCCUGAUGGUGCCCCAUGGU
Molecule: messenger RNA, 1077 nt
Organism: Gavialis gangeticus (Gharial)
Lineage: Eukaryota; Metazoa; Chordata; Crocodylia; Gavialidae
Product: dual specificity protein phosphatase 22-A-like
Exons: 7
Coding region: 41-673 (210 amino acids)
Biological process (GO): positive regulation of JNK cascade; regulation of cell population proliferation; protein dephosphorylation
Cellular component (GO): cytosol
Molecular function (GO): protein tyrosine/serine/threonine phosphatase activity
Source: RefSeq, a predicted model, not a curated record